Molecule: messenger RNA, 1138 nt
Organism: Drosophila gunungcola (fruit fly)
Lineage: Eukaryota; Metazoa; Arthropoda; Insecta; Diptera; Drosophilidae
Exons: 2
Coding region: 174-1019 (281 amino acids)
Molecular function (GO): nucleic acid binding
Source: RefSeq, a predicted model, not a curated record
CGCUCAAUUAGUGCGCGGCCCGACAUAUAAGGAGCAGUAGUAAGCAAAUAUAGAUAUUUUUUAUCGAAAGUGUCGAUUAUCAUAAGCUCUGUGUAAAAAUUAUACAACUCUGUGACCACGUGCUUUUAAGUUACAAAUUUUUAAGUAAUACAACCUUUGGGUUUUUCUACAAUAUGGAAAAAAAGGAGUUUCGUGUCCUGAUUAAGCACUGUUUUUUGAUAGGAAAAAAUACAGUAAAAGCAAAAGCUUGGCUUGAUAAACAUUACCCAGAUUCUUCUCCGGGAAAAUCAAUCAUUAAAGAUUGGUACAAUGAAUUUAAACGUGGUCGUGUGGACACCAAAGACGCUGAACGCAGUGGUCGCCCAAAAACAGCAGUUACGCCAGAAAAUGUGGCAAAAAUCCGAAAAAUGGUGUUGGCCGAUCGCAAAUUGAAAUUAAAGGAGAUAGCUGAUGCCUCAAAGAUAUCGGAAAGCAGUGUGUUUACGAUAUUAGAUGAACAUUUGGACAUGAGAAAGCUCUGCUCGAAGUGGGUGCCGCGAUUGCUAACACCGGACCAAAAGCAACAACGCAUCGAUGCUUCCGAGACGUGUUUAAGCAUGUUGAAGCGCAAUAGGACCGAUUUUUUUCGCCGUUACGUAACCAUGGAUGAAACCUGGAUACACCACUAUACUCCAGAAUCCAGUCGUCAGUCCAGGGUGGUAGCCGGUGAAAGCCGUCCGAAGCGUCCCAAAACACAAAUAUCGGCGGGUAAGGUUAUGGCUUCUGUAUUUUGGGAUGCACAUAGGAUUUUAUUUAUAGACUACCUGGAAAAAGGUAAAACAAUAAACAGCGAAUAUUAUAUAAAACUGCUGGAUCGAUUGGAUCGCGUUAUCAAGGAAAAACGUCCACAUAUGGCCAAGAAGAAACCACUGUUUCUCCAGGAUAAUGCACCAUGCCACAAGUCUAUGGCAACAAUGGUGAAAUUGAGUGAAUUGAGAUCUCAAAAAGCACCUCCAAGGCAAGAGAUAUCGAUCAAAUGAGGAGGUGAUUGUCGAUACUGAGACCUAUUUUGAGGGUAAAAGUUCAUCUUUCUACAAAAAUGGCAUAGAAAGGUUGGAGAAGCGCUGGAUUGAGUGUAUAGCCGUAGAUGGAAACUAUA